AUGGUCUCCCACCGCAACCUGCCCGAGAGGAAGAAUCCUCUUCUCGAGCCCACCGAAUCCACAGCCAUUGAGAUUCUCAUCGAGAGGCGCCGACUAGGACAGACAAACCUCGGCGUAAAGCCCGGCGUCAGCGGUCUCACCAAUGCGACCAAGCCGGAGAACAUGGGCACGUUUGAUUACGCGCAUCUGAGGGUUCCGCUGCCAAAGGACUUGACAGGAUCCGGCAUCUUCACAUUGAACAAGACCUCGGCUUUCCCUGAAUCUUACUUUCUGAUGCGACGCAGCAGCGAUGGCUACAUUAGUGCGACAGGCAUGUUCAAGGCUGCAUUCCCUUGGGCUUCGGUCGUAGAGGAGGAUAUGGAGCGCAAGUACCAAAAGACAUUCCCUUCUGCAGGCGCCGAAGAGGUUGCUGGAAGCGUAUGGAUUGCGCCUGAAGAGGCUCUCGCGUUGUCCGAUGAAUAUUCCAUGCGCCAUUGGAUUGAGGCACUUCUAGACCCCGCGCCGAUCGAAAAGGGCAACAAGGACAAAUCAAACACGCAUAUCCAAAUGCCCCCAAAGUUUGACGUCGCAAACGCCACACCCGUCACUCUCCCCGCACCCGGUCUUCGCACAACUCGCGCCCGCUCGGCUCGAUCUGUAUCACCUAGCCGAGGCGCAACCCCCAGCAGCCGAAAGUUUGCGACUCCACGAAAGUCGCGAGCCACAAGAAGCGCGAUGAAGCCUGACCUUACCAAGGCCGAUGAGGCUGUCACCCCAUCAAGCGCUCUGCAAGCAAUCAUUGCGAACGGUACCACACCUUCUGAGUCAGUCGCAUCAUCCGUCGAUGGCGAUGUGAAGGAGAAGGAGGCAGUGUCUGAGCCCAAGACCGAGCCAGACGUCAAGGAGGGCACAGUUCAUAUUGAAGUCGAGCAGACCGUGGAGACAAAUGGCGACACUGAGAAGACCAGCACCAACGUCACCGUCGAUGUCCCUCACAGCCAUGCUGCGCUUCCCGAGCCAGAAGAUCCUACCGCCAUGAUCGAGGAGGCCAAGCGCAUGGUCGCAGAAGCACAACGGCUAGAAGGCGACUCGUCAGCCAAUGUCACCAAGUCGACAAAGCGUGGCAUUGAGGACGUUUUGGAGGCGGAAGAUCUCGCCGCCGAGCGUAUGAGCAAACUUGCAAAGGUUGCUUACACCACCGAGCAGAAGUUGACCAAGGAGAAGGUCACACGGAGAGCACUUGUUGGUAUGGGUGUCAUGGCAAUCAUAGGGUAUAUCUCCACUUCACACAUUCAAAUCUGA
Alternaria metachromatica is the source of this 1281-nucleotide messenger RNA. RefSeq lists its product as uncharacterized. Gene Ontology annotation, molecular function: DNA binding. The transcript has 4 exons. Gene Ontology annotation, cellular component: nuclear membrane complex Bqt3-Bqt4. Gene Ontology annotation, biological process: meiotic attachment of telomere to nuclear envelope; mitotic telomere tethering at nuclear periphery. The coding region runs from base 1 to 1281 and encodes 426 amino acids. NCBI's taxonomy places the organism in Eukaryota, Fungi, Ascomycota, Dothideomycetes, Pleosporales, Pleosporaceae. The record is from RefSeq and is a predicted model, not a curated record.